AUGUUUCGUGCCGCUUUAAAUCACUUCCACAACAAAUGGAAAUCUUAUCGAUACAGGUUCGUGCCUUGGAUUGCUUUGAACGUAUCUAAAAAUGAGAAGACUUUGCGAAAAGUGAGCGAGCGCAGACUGGACAAGCUGCUCGCAGACGAUGAAGUGUCCAGCUGCCUCCUGCGGCUGUUUGGGCUCCUUCAUAGAGGACAGGACUCCCAGGCAGCCCUGGAUUCUGCAUCUGCUCAUUCGGACAAGUUAAGCGCAGGAAUGUGUGCGCACGAAGCCAUGUUGCACUCACUGGGGUUCUGCAUCCAAAGAAAGCCCAGCUCUGUGCCUUUUGCCGGGACUGGAGUCUUUGUUACUCAAGGUGCCAUUCCCAAAGGAGCCACAGUCGCCAUGUAUCCUGGAACAGUGUACCAGGCUCAUGAGCCCAUUCUGCUCCAGUCUAUUCGAAACCCGUUUGUUUUCAGUGAUUCUGCUGAUUACAACAGCUCAAGAGAUCGUGACCAUGGAGGGCCGGACGGAAUGGAGCCUGAUGGCGUUAUCGAGAGCAAUUGGAAUGAAAUUACCGACAAUUUUGACGAUAUGGUCCUGAAAGAGGCUCUUCUUCGAGGAAUAUAUGCUUACGGUUUUGAGAAGCCAUCAGCGAUUCAACAAAGGGCGAUCAUCCCUUGUAUUAAAGGCUAUGACGUUAUUGCCCAAGCCCAGUCCGGUACUGGCAAAACUGCUACGUUUGCCAUAUCUAUCCUGCAGCAGUUGGACAUAGAGCAGAAGGACACGCAGGCGCUUGUUUUGGCCCCCACCAGAGAGCUGGCUCAGCAGAUCCAGAAGGUGAUUCUAGCUUUGGGUGACUACAUGGGUGCGACCUGCCAUGCCUGCAUUGGGGGAACAAACCUCCGAAAUGAAAUUCAGAAGUUCCAAGCUGAAGCCCCCCAUAUAGUUGUUGGCACUCCAGGACGAGUGUAUGAUAUGCUCAACAGGAGGCAUUUGAUUCCCAAAUAUAUAAAGAUGUUUGUCCUGGAUGAAGCUGAUGAGAUGUUAAGUCGUGGCUUCAAGGAUCAGAUCUAUGAAAUCUUUCAAAAGUUGAGCACAAAUAUUCAGGUGGUUUUGCUCUCCGCAACAAUGCCUGCAGAUGUGUUGGAGGUCACGAAGAAAUUCAUGAGGGAUCCCAUUCGCAUUUUGGUCAAGAAGGAGGAACUCACCCUGGAGGGUAUUAAGCAAUUCUACAUCAAUGUAGAGCGAGAGGAGUGGAAGUUGGAUACAUUGUGCGAUCUUUAUGAGACUUUAACAAUUACCCAGGCAGUCAUUUUUCUCAACACAAGAAGAAAAGUUGACUGGCUGACAGAGAAAAUGCACGCACGAGACUUCACUGUAUCCGCUUUGCAUGGCGAUAUGGACCAGAAGGAGCGUGAUGUUAUUAUGAGAGAGUUCCGUUCAGGAUCGAGCAGAGUGCUAAUCACGACGGAUCUUCUGGCCCGAGGCAUCGAUGUUCAACAGGUUUCCUUGGUCAUAAACUAUGACCUCCCAACGAAUAGAGAAAACUACAUUCAUAGAAUUGGCCGUGGAGGCCGUUUUGGCAGAAAAGGCGUCGCUAUCAACUUUGUCACUGAGGAGGACAAGAGGAUUCUUCGGGACAUUGAGACAUUUUACAAUACAACCGUGGAGGAGAUGCCCAUGAAUGUGGCAGAUCUCAUCUGA
Messenger RNA from Knipowitschia caucasica, 1689 nucleotides. The record is from the annotation of a GenBank genome assembly. Lineage: Eukaryota; Metazoa; Chordata; Actinopteri; Gobiiformes; Gobiidae.